Messenger RNA from Solea senegalensis (Senegalese sole), 1569 nucleotides. Its product is annotated as proteasomal ubiquitin receptor ADRM1-like. Lineage: Eukaryota; Metazoa; Chordata; Actinopteri; Pleuronectiformes; Soleidae. The coding region runs from base 95 to 1339 and encodes 414 amino acids. The record is from RefSeq and is a predicted model, not a curated record. Gene Ontology annotation, biological process: ubiquitin-dependent protein catabolic process. The transcript is spliced from 10 exons. Gene Ontology annotation, cellular component: cytoplasm; proteasome regulatory particle, lid subcomplex; nucleus. Gene Ontology annotation, molecular function: proteasome binding; ubiquitin binding; endopeptidase activator activity.
GCAGCCAAUCACAAUCAAUCGUGGUGAAUGAGUUUGACCGUCCUGCGGCUGAACGCUAAUUCAGAGACAAAUCUGUGUGUACCUCAUCUUUAUCAUGGCCUCUGGAGCUUUGUUCCCCAGCAUGGUGUCUGGCUCUCGCGGCUCGUCCAGCAAGUACCUGGUGGAGUUUCGGGCGGGUAAGAUGACCAUGAAGGGCAGCACGGUCACCCCCGACAAACGUAAAGGUCAGGUCUACAUCCAGCAGACGGAUGACUCCCUCAUCCACUUCUGCUGGAAGGAUCGGACGACUGGGAACGUGGAUGAUGACCUGAUCAUCUUCCCUGAUGACUGUGAGUUCAAGCGUGUGAACCAGUGCACCACUGGACGAGUUUAUGUGCUGAAGUUCAAAGCUGGUUCCAAAAGACUCUUCUUCUGGAUGCAGGAGCCAAAGAGUGACAAGGAUGAGGAGUUCUGCCGCAAAGUGAACGAGUAUCUGAACAACCCGCCGAUGCCUGGUGCUCUCGGUAGCGGCAGCAGUGGAGGACACGAUCUGUCUGCUCUGGGAGGGGAGGGUGGUCUGCAAAGCCUUCUGGGUAACAUGAGCCACAACCAGCUCAUGCAGCUCAUUGGACCAACUGGACUGGGCGGCAUUGGUGGCCUCGGCACGCUGGCCGGUCCAGGCCUGGCCAACCUCCUGGGCAGCAGCAGCAGCAGUAGCAGCAGCAUUCCUGCAGCCAGCAACUCCUCAACAAGCCCGUCCACAGCCGUCACCCCCACCUCGACCUCUGCUGCCAGCCGCCUCAGCUCCUCCCAGGUGCCCACCACACCCAUCACUCCCUCUGCCACCUCGGCAGCCUCACCCACAGCCACCACCCCCUCCACUCCUGCCGUGACGUCUCUGACAGCGGGGACACCAAACCCCACACAGCCCAUCCAGCUGAGAGACCUGCAGAGCAUCCUGGCCACCAUGAACGUGCCGGCCAGCAGCCAAGGAGUGGACCUCGCCAGUGUCCUGACACCUGAGAUCAUGGCUCCCAUCCUGGCCAACCCUGAGGUGCAGCAGAGACUGAUGCCCUACCUCCCCUCUGGAGAGUCGCUGCUUCAGAGCUCAGAGGAGCUGCACAACACACUCAGCUCACCUCAGUUCCAGCAGGCCAUGAGCAUGUUCAGCAGCGCUCUGGCGUCUGGGCAGUUGGGACCUUUAAUGAACCAGUUUGGUUUGCCUGCAGAGGCCGUGGAUGCUGCCAACAAAGGAGAUGUGGAGGCUUUUGCCAAAGCCAUGGAGACGGAGACAAAGUCGGACCAGGACGGAGACUCCAAAGACAAGAAAGACGACGAUGAAGACAUGAGUUUGGACUGAACAACCGUUGACUGUUAUUUAAUUUAUUUAUUUAGCUGCUGCUUUUAUUUUUACACAGUAAGAAAUGUGGUUAAUAUUUAAAAAGUGUGAGGCUUCCUCUUAGCUGAUGUGUUCAUCCUGUGACAGUGUGUUGACUUAAUAUAUAAUGCGUUUACUGAGUUUAACAAAUGAACAGAUGGGUUUUCUGCCUGCAUGUCCUAACGGAGAACAGUAAAGUGUAGAGAAACGUG